AUGGCCGCUGUCGACCCGACAUAUCCGCUCUACCCAGUCGCCUGCGUCCUGGCGUCAACGAUGCUUCUCCUCGUUCUCCUCACCAGUAUAAUCCGCCAAAGCUGGAACUUGGGUCUCGCCAUCCUGUGCUUUUGGCUCUUCGUGGAGAACCUGACAGGUGCCAUCAACGCUAUCAUCUGGUCCGAUAACGCCGACAUCAAGUUGUACGUAUACUGCGACAUUGUCUCCCAUGUACAACUUAUAGCCUCAGUCGUCAAGCCAAUGGCGACACUUAUCAUCACUCGCCGACUGUACCUGGUGCUCAGUCUGCAGUCGGUAGACCUUCCCGAUAAAGCUGCGACACGCAGGAACCUGGUGAUAGAGUGGACCCUCGGCCUCGUGAUCCCUCUUCUAGUCGCAGGUCCCUUCUACUACAUAGUCCAAUGGCCUCGGUUUGUGGUAUUCGAGGGCUUUGGAUGCAGCAACGCCACCGACGGCUCGAUACUCAGCUUUCUACUCAUCUUCUCCUUCAAGGUCAUCGCUCCCUUGAUAUCCACCCUCUUCUAUCUACCACACAUCGCCAGGAUCUUCUAUCGCCAAAGCCGGGACAUGGAUCUUUUCAACCACAGUAACGACUCCUCGGUCUCCCGCACAAUCUACUACCGCAUCCUCGCCCUAGCGAGCGUCGACAUCCUGCUCACCCUACCCAUCGGGGUCGUCAGCAUCGCCUUGAACACGGCCAUCUCAUUAUCCUCCGGCCCUGUCCCGUUCUACCCCGGCUGGACCUACGACCACACGGACUGGGAACCAGUGGCCUUCACCUACGCGGACUUGCUGGCGCAAGGAACAUCGACGAUGGCACAGAACUACUUCAUACAGUGGACUUCGCCCGUUCUAGCGUUCGUGGUAUUCGGCCUUUUCGGGGUCACAGCUGAGGCACGCGCGUCGUAUUGGCGCAUUGUCUGCGCUGUAGGCGGAUGGUUCGGUUGGAAGCCGACGCCGAGGCGCAGAACGCGUUCGACUCUGGGAGAAAUUGAGUUUGGCGAACGAUUGCCUCAGGAUGUAACGCUAUCCGUCCUUGGGAGCAUGAGUCUGCCGUCCUCGAAGCCGGACUUGGGAUGGAAGCCCAGUUCGCCCUCGAGUAGUCUUUACCGCGUUGCAGGCGCGCAGGAGCCUAAUGUAGGAGCGAAUGAGGCGGAGACACACUCUAGGAAAGAUGUGCUGGAGGGCACCGAUGACCUGUUGUCCCAAGAGUAUCUGUCGAGUCAACGUCCGAAUGAAGCGGUCUGA
Molecule: messenger RNA, 1269 nt
Organism: Peniophora sp. CBMAI 1063
Lineage: Eukaryota; Fungi; Basidiomycota; Agaricomycetes; Russulales; Peniophoraceae
Source: the annotation of a GenBank genome assembly